Messenger RNA from Xyrauchen texanus (razorback sucker), 7134 nucleotides. RefSeq names its product slit homolog 2 (Drosophila) (gene slit2). Gene Ontology annotation, molecular function: Roundabout binding; calcium ion binding; heparin binding. Lineage: Eukaryota; Metazoa; Chordata; Actinopteri; Cypriniformes; Catostomidae. The transcript is spliced from 36 exons. The coding region runs from base 1161 to 5714 and encodes 1517 amino acids. Gene Ontology annotation, biological process: negative chemotaxis; negative regulation of cell growth; retinal ganglion cell axon guidance. The record is from RefSeq and is a predicted model, not a curated record.
GCUCGGUCUCAUGCGGCUAGCGGGGCGGAUCGAGGGGUGGAGCAGCGCCCGGUGUAUAUAGAGCAAUUCCAUGUUACUCUGAGAGAGAGAGAGAGAGAGAGAGAAGGUCCCGUGUCUGAACAGCCACACUUGUGACUUCACCUAAAGCAACUUUGAUCCGAGCGUGAGAACGAGGGAAAUCAAUGCACCGGAGUUCAGUUCACUGCAUUGGUGCACACACGGGAAUUAUUUGAUUCACUCACUCCAGGAACAACCCAUUUAGACUUCAGCUUGAUCCUAAAGUCGGGAUUCUUCUUAGGCUAUAUGCUUACCUGUGUACUUUAAAUAGUGCAUAUAUGUUGUGAAUUAUUAUUUGUAAAGUGCUCUAGUGCAUGAGGGGUCUCGGUGCAAUAGUCAGUUGACAGAGUUGUGCAUGCAUGCACUCGGAACCAGUGUUAUGGUCUGUUUGGAUAGUAAUUGCGUGAUUGUGUGUUGGUUACCGACUAUUAUCGCUGUGCGGGACUUAUUUCCACACUAGAGGCGCCGCCUUUGCCUUUCUCAGCACAUACAAACACACGCAAUCAGGUGCCGGAGAGAGACCCACACACUCCCGAUUGGGCAUUCGAGUACAGGCAGCGAGGAUCACCCCGGACUUUACCCUGCACCGAGUUGGAUUUAUGAUGAUGAAUGCAUGAGCGCGCGCGGAGAUCAAUACACUAAUUAAUCAAUACCCUCUGAGCGCACGUGAAGAUCAGCUCCAUCACCAAGUGGCUUUUCAAGCGUGUCUCUCAAUGCGCGUGCCUUUCGUUUGCGUAGAUGCGCGCAUGAGGUUUUUUUAGGAGCGGCUAAACAAAAGCGCAUCGCGGUCAGUGUGCAGGACAUUUAGUGCCGGAUUAGUUUAAACUUUGGUUUGCGGCGGAAUCGUCUGGAUCCGGACUCUAAACUCGCGUCCACUAACAGAAGAGACUACAGACCCCAAAUGGGAUCUGUUCCGGAUUGAAUUGAAAUUUGUUUCCUUUUGUAAAGAAAAAAGGGGGAACGUUGCAUUCGGAGGAGAUUACAAGUGUCUUUUUUCUUCUUCUUCUUCAAAGACUCCUCUCUUUUUAGGAAUUUAAACUCCUUGCUACCGCUUCCCACCAGGAAUUUUGUCCGUAUAAUCAGAACUCGAGGAAGCAGCGGUGAUGCAUGCGUUGAAAGCCGUGGUGUGUUUUGGAGCGGUGCUCUGUGCACUGUUCGGUGGGGCUGGGGCUCAAUCGUGCCCGUCUCUGUGCUCCUGCAGCGGGACAGCGGUGGACUGCCACGGCCAGAGUCUGCGGAGCGUGCCGCGGAACAUUCCCCGCAACACUGAGCGACUUGACCUGAAUGCAAAUAAUCUGACUAAGAUCACCAAGGCUGAUUUUGCGGGACUGCGGAACCUCAGAGUUCUGCAGCUGAUGGAGAACAAGAUCACUUCUAUUGAGAGAGGGGCAUUUCAGGACCUGAAAGAGCUGGAAAGACUGCGUCUCAACAGGAAUAACCUUCAGGUUCUUCCGGAGUUGCUGUUUCUAGGCACAACCAAACUCUUCAGACUUGAUCUGAGUGAGAAUCAAAUCCAGGGGAUCCCCAGAAAAGCAUUCAGAGGAGCUACUGAGAUCAAAAACCUGCAGUUGGACUAUAAUCAGAUUUCCUGCAUUGAAGACGGAGCGUUCCGAGCUCUGCGGGACCUAGAAGUACUCACACUGAACAACAACAAUAUCUCUCGUUUGUCAGUGGCCAGUUUUAACCACAUGCCCAAACUCAGGACAUUUCGUCUGCAUUCUAAUAAUCUGCUAUGUGAUUGUCAUGUGGCAUGGCUCUCUGAUUGGUUGAGACAGAGGCCCCGCCUAGGCCUCUAUACACAGUGCAUGGCCCCUCCCUCCCUGAGGGGCCACAACAUUGCUGAAGUUCAGAAGAAAGAAUUCGUCUGUUCAGGGCUCCAGUCUCACUCGUCCUGUAGUGUGCUGCAGUGUCCUGAGUUGUGCACCUGCAGUAAUAACAUAGUGGACUGCCGGGGAAAAGGCCUGACUGAAAUACCCACCAACCUGCCAGAGACCAUCACUGAGAUUCGACUGGAGCAGAAUUCCAUCAAGAUAAUCCCACCUGGAGCGUUCUCGCCCUACAAGCGACUGCGGAGAAUAGAUCUGAGCAAUAAUCAAAUAACCGAGCUGGCUUCAGACUCCUUUCAAAGUCUCCGAUCUUUGAAUUCUCUGGUUUUAUAUGGGAAUAAAAUCACAGAACUUCCCAAAGGUCUUUUUGAUGGACUAUUCUCAUUGCAGCUACUGUUACUAAAUGCAAACAAGAUCAAUUGUUUGCGUGUAGAUGCUUUCCAAGACCUGCAGAAUCUCAAUCUUCUGUCACUUUAUGACAACAAACUCCAGACCAUUGCAAAGGGAACCUUCUCGUCUCUCCGAGCCAUCCAGACGCUUCAUCUGGCCCAGAACCCCUUCAUGUGUGACUGCCAUUUAAAGUGGCUGGCUGACUACCUGCAAGACAACCCGAUUGAGACCAGUGGAGCUCGUUGCACCAGUCCACGUCGGCUUGCCAACAAACGCAUCGGCCAGAUUAAGAGCAAGAAGUUCCGCUGUUCAGGCGUGGAAGACUACCGAUCUAAACUCGGCGGGGAUUGUUUCGCUGACCUGGCCUGCCCAGAGAAAUGUCGCUGUGAAGGAACAACAGUGGACUGCUCUGGGCAAAAACUCACCAAGAUCCCAGAUCACAUUCCUCAAUAUACAGCAGAACUCCGCUUGAACAACAAUGAAUUUACAGUGCUGGAGGCUACAGGAAUCUUUAAGAAGCUUCCACAACUGCGCAAAAUUAACCUUAGCAACAAUAAGAUCACAGAUAUUGAGGAGGGCACGUUUGAGGGGGCCAGUGGCGUGAACGAGCUCAUAUUGACCAGCAACCGCUUGGAGAGCGUCCACCACAGCAUGCUGAAAGGUCUCGGCGGUCUCCGCACACUGAUGUUGAGGAGUAACAAGAUAAGCUGUGUCAAUAACGGUAGUUUUACUGGUCUGAGCUCUGUGAGGCUGCUCUCCCUCUAUGAUAACCUGAUCACCUCCAUGUCCCCGGGAGCCUUUGACACUCUCCACUCCCUCUCCACACUGAACUUGCUGGCCAAUCCUUUCAACUGCAAUUGUCAUCUGGCCUGGCUGGGAGAAUGGCUACGGAAGAAACGAAUCGUCACAGGCAAUCCCCGCUGUCAGAGCCCAUACUUCCUCAAAGAAAUCCCAAUUCAAGAUGUAGCCGUUCAAGACUUUGCCUGUGAAGACGGUAAUGAUGAGAAUAGCUGUUCACCUCUGGCUCGCUGUCCUGCCGAGUGUUCGUGUUUGGAUACAGUGGUUCGCUGUAGUAAUAAAGGACUGAAGGUUUUACCCAAAGGCAUUCCUAAAGACGUUACAGAACUCUAUCUCGACGGCAACCAGUUCACGCAAGUCCCUCUGGAACUAUCCAAUUAUAAACACCUCACUCUCAUUGAUUUGAGUAAUAACCAGAUCAGCACAUUAUCCAACCACAGCUUCAGUAACAUGUCCGAGCUGCUCACCCUAAUUUUAAGCUACAACAGACUGAGGUGUAUUCCUGUAAAAGCUUUUGACGGCCUCAAAUCUCUGCGCUUGUUGUCUCUCCAUGGUAAUGAUAUUGCUGUGAUCCCAGAUGGAGCUUUCAAAGAUCUGUCCUCCCUCUCUCACCUGGCUCUGGGUGCAAACCCACUGUACUGUGAUUGUCACAUGCAGUGGCUCUCUGACUGGGUAAAGAGCGGCUACAAGGAGCCUGGGAUUGCACGCUGCACUGGUCCAGGAGAGAUGACUGACAAACUCCUGUUGACUACACCCUCUAAGAAAUUCACCUGCGCAGGUCCAGUGGACGUGAGCAUUCUGGCAAAAUGUAACCCUUGCCUAUCCAACCCCUGCAAAAAUGAUGGAACCUGCAGUAACCAUCCCGUAGACUUUUACAGAUGCACCUGUCCAUAUGGUUUUAAGGGUCAAGACUGCGAGGAACCCAUCCAUGCGUGCAUCGGUAACCCCUGUCAGAAUGGAGGCACCUGCCACCUGAAGGAUGGAGAGCAGAACACUCACUGGUGUGUGUGUCUGGAUGGAUUUGAUGGAGACGAAUGUGAGAUAAACAUUGAUGACUGUGAAGAUAAUGACUGUGAGAAUAACUCUACCUGUGUUGAUGGGAUCAACAACUACACCUGCCUCUGCUCACCUGAAUACACAGGAGAGCUGUGUGAAGAUAAGCUGGAUUUCUGCGCUGCAGAGCUGAGCCCGUGUCAACAUGACUCAAAAUGUAUUCUGACUGCUAAGGGCUUCAUGUGUGAGUGCACUCCAGGUUACACAGGAGAGCACUGCGAGGUGGAUUUUGAUGAUUGCGAUGAAAAUAAGUGUAAAAACGGCGCUCAGUGUAUCGAUGCUGUGAACGGCUACACGUGUGUGUGUCCAGAAGGGUACAGUGGGCUGUUCUGUGACUUCACUCCUCCGAUGGUACUGCCCAGAACAAGUCCGUGUGACCACUACGACUGUGCCAACGGUGCAGAGUGUGUUGUCAAGGACACAGAUCCUGUGUGUCAGUGUCUCCAUGGUUACGAAGGUGUGCGGUGUGAGAGAUUGGUCAGCGUCAACUUCAUUAGUAGAGAAUCUUUCCUGCAGAUCCCUUCCAAUCUCAUUACAGAACAGGCCAAUAUAUCACUCCAGAUUGCCACAGAUGAGGAUAAUGGAGUGUUGCUGUACAAAGGAGAUAAUGAACACAUCGCUGUGGAGCUGUACAGAGGCAGACUGAGAGUCAGUUAUGAUUCCGGGUCUUACCCCCCUUCUGCAAUCUACAGUGCGGAGAUGAUAAAUGAUGGCAGUUUUCAUGUAGUGGAGCUGGUGGCAAAGGAUCAGUCUCUGUCUCUAUCCAUUGAUGGAGGCAGCCCCAAAUCCAUCACUACUGCCAACAAUCCCAGCCCGGUACCCAGCCCUGCUCCGCUGUACGUUGGUGGAAUUCCUCAACAGUCCGGAAUGGCCUCUCUGCGUCAGGGCUCUGGGAGGAACGGCUCUAGUUUCCACGGCUGUAUCAGAAACCUCUACAUCAAUGACCAGCUCCAGGACCUCACCCAGUUCUUGCUGCAGGAGGGGGUGGUGGCAGGCUGCCAGCCAUGCCAGCGGAGUGUGUGCUCUCAUGGGCAGUGCCAUGCUACCGGUCACUCGUCCUUCAGCUGUGAGUGUGAGGCGGGGUGGACCGGGCAGCUGUGCGACCAGCAGAUCAACAACCCAUGUGAUGGGAACAAAUGUAUCCACGGUUCCUGUCUACCCAUAAACUCAUACUCGUACAGCUGUCGCUGUCAUCCAGGCUUUGCGGGUGUAUUGUGUGAUGAAGAGGAACAGAUGAGUCCCUGUCAGUACAUAGCGUGUAAACACGGGCGCUGUCGUGUGUCUGGGCUGGGGAAAGCCUAUUGUGAAUGCAACAGCGGCUACACGGGGCAAAACUGCGACAAAGAGAUGGCGUGUCGGGGGGAACGGGUCCGAGAUCACUAUCAGACGCAGCAGGGCUACACAGCGUGCCAAAGCACAGAGAAGGUCUCCCGUUUAGAGUGUCGGGGCAGCUGUGUGGACGGGACCUCCUGUUGCGCCCCCCUCCGCAGCAAACGCAGGAAAUAUACCUUCCAAUGCACAGACGGAUCCUCUUUUGUACAGGAGGUAGAAAAGGUCGUCAAGUGUGGCUGCACAAAAUGUCCAUCCUAAAUAAUGAAAAAGAAGAAAUACAUACUCACGCCCCCCUCUCCUCUCCUCUCCUCGAUUGAAGUCCCCUGUCUCUUUUCAUCAGUGUUGGACUAAUGUGUUUUUUGUUUUUUUUUCUUCAAAGGAGACGGAUUACUGUAAGAUAAAGAACAAACCUAUUUUUUAUUAUGAAGCGGAGAAAAAAAAAAGACAAAAAAUGUGUUUUAGAGGUUUUUUUUAAUUUUUAUUAUUUGACACCAUUUUAGGAACUGCGCCCUUUUUAAUUAUUUGCAAAAAUCACCUCAGUCAAGAAUGAAAAGGACGCACACCCCGUUGACACCUUUCACUUUUUUUUGUGCCAUUCUUUUACGUGGUUUUCUGGACUGCCGUUAACUCAUUUCACCUGGACGUUGUUAAGGUGAGAUAUAGUAUCACCAUGGAGACCGCAAGGGGGUCUGACAGUGUACCUUUCCAAAGCACACAUAAUCAUAACUGCUUCCGUUCAUUCACAAACAAUUUUGCACACCUUAACCACUAGGUGUACACAAAUGAUCUCUACAAACAUGAGCGAGCGCACACACACACACACACACACACACACGCGCACACACACACACACGCACACACCUGACUCACCUUGUAAACAUGUGUAUUUAUUGUAUCACAAAUACUGUCACAUGACUUAUAUUCAGUAUAGCCCUUCUUUUCGCAGGAGUUACAGUUGGACUUUCUUAAUAUAUAUUAAUUUAUAUUCAUCCUUUUACUGAUUUAAAUCACUCCUAGCUUACUGAGUAGCAUACCUAACGUCGUGUCUCCUUCAUUCGGUUGGUUUGACCAAUGGGACUGUUGUAUUUACCAUAUAAAAGAAAGCGUUAAAAAAAAAAUUGUGGUGUUAUAAAUCUUCAAAUGUGAAGUGAAAUCCGUGUAUAUUUUUGUCAAAUCUCCUACAAAUUUGUAUGUUGGCACAGAUGUGCUUUAUAUUAGAGUUUAAAUGUAUAGUUCCCCAUGUAUCUGGUACAGACCGAACACUAUAGAUCAUAAAAUAACAGUAGAGACCAUAGCCGUCCAUAAACACCUUUGUAAAAUGUUCUCCUCGUAAAUCCUUUUAAAUGCUACAAUAGAAAGAAAAACAAACUGUGACUUUUUUCUAAAUGAUACUACUUUGUUUACCACUCUGUUCCCCCGAUGUUAACAUAUUGCUGCUAAAUUGGUAUUGUAGACUUUGGAUGAUGAUGCUGAUGUUUAUUGUAGAGGACGUUGCUCAUUCAUUGAUGAGCAAAUUGUUUUAUUGACCUAUGAAUAAAGAUGUCCCCCUCCCUCGACCAGGUUGUUCGUCUGUAUGUGGCUGUCUGCAAACACAACUCUAUCACACGCACUCGACUCUAUCACACACACUCGACUCUAUCACACACACACAACUCUAUCACACACACACAACUCUAUC